This is a messenger RNA of Sardina pilchardus (European sardine), 7919 nucleotides long. It is a transcript of the gene hecw2b, whose product is annotated as HECT, C2 and WW domain containing E3 ubiquitin protein ligase 2b. The coding region runs from base 37 to 4740 and encodes 1567 amino acids. The record is from RefSeq and is a predicted model, not a curated record. Gene Ontology annotation, biological process: protein polyubiquitination; regulation of dendrite morphogenesis. The transcript is spliced from 29 exons. NCBI's taxonomy places the organism in Eukaryota, Metazoa, Chordata, Actinopteri, Clupeiformes, Clupeidae. Gene Ontology annotation, cellular component: cytoplasm. Gene Ontology annotation, molecular function: ubiquitin protein ligase activity; protein binding.
CACCACCACCACACGCACCACCCCCCGCCCGCCAUCAUGACCACCACCACCGCCCGCGAGCACCUGCUGGUGGUGCGCCGCCGUAGCCCCCACAUGCGCUACACCCUCAGCCCCGAGAACCUCCGCACUCUCUCCGCCCAGGGUGGAGGCGGCAGUGGGGGCCCGAGCGGCGGAGGAGCCGGCGGCGGCGUCGGAGGCUCCCGCUCGGGCCCGGGCGACGGCGGCGCACCUCUGGGCCUGCAGCGGGCCAACAGCGACACGGACCUGGUGACCUCGGAGAGCCGCUCGUCGCUGACGGCGUCCACCUACCAGUACACGCUGGGCCGCGGCCAGAACCUGGUCAUCUCCUGGGACAUCAAGGAGGAAGUGGACGCCACCGACUGGAUUGGCCUGUACCAGAUCGAUGAGACGUGUCCGGCUAAUGUAUGGGACUCGAAGAACCGCGGGGUGAACGGCACGCAGAGGGGGCAGAUCGUCUGGAGACUGGAGCCGGGGCCCUACUUCAUGGAGCCCGAGACUAAGAUCUGCUUUAAAUACUACCAUGGAGUGAGUGGAGCCCUCAGAGCUACAACUCCCUGCAUUACAAUCAAGAACCCUGGAGUUCCAGCGGGUGCAGAGGGUCAAGUGGAUGGCCAUUCCGUGACGGAACACUGUCGGAAGCUGGUCAGCUUCACUCUGUCAGACAUCCGUGCCCAGGGCCUGAAAAAGGGCAUGUUCUUCAACCCUGACCCCUAUCUGAAGAUGUCCAUUCAGCCGGGGAAGAGAGGCAACUUCCCCACGUUCACCCACCACGGCCAGGAGAGGAGAGCCUCCAUCAUCACCAACACCACCAACCCUGUGUGGCACGGAGAGAAGUAUACGUUUGUGGCUCUCAUGACGGACGUUUUGGAAAUCGAGGUCAAGGACAAGUUUGCCAAAAGUCGCCCAAUCAUCAAGCGCUUUCUAGGUCAGCUGACCAUCCCUGUGCAGAGACUCUUGGAGAGACACGCCUCAGGAGACCAGCCCGUGAGCUAUACCCUGUGUCGGCGGUUGCCCACAGAACACGUCAGUGGCCAGCUUCAGUUCAGAGUGGAGAUCACGACAGGACAUGAAGAUCUGGUGGGCUCUAUCCUGGGCGCCUCCUCUAUGAACGGGGACCCGGGGAGCCCAUCUGACGACGAGGACAUGCUCCACCCCACCUCCUCGUCCCGCCUCCUCCGUGGCCCCUCCCCCACCGGCUCCGAGGACUCCCUGCACGGCGACGCCCUCCACAACGGCAACGGCGCGGAAGACGACCGCCUGCGCGAGCUCCGGACGGGGGCCAACGGCGGGCCGGACGACUCGCCGGACGACCCCCUCGGCGGCCACACCCACCGGCAGGUGUCCCUCAACGACUACCUGGACGCCAUCGAGGCCCCCAAGGGGCCCGGAGAGAGGCCCUUAGGGGCCGCCUCGCCCAAGCUGCGCUCCAGCUUCCCCACCGACACGCGGCUCAACGCCAUGCUGCACAUCGACUCGGACGAGGACGAGGAGGGCGCCGCGUCGCGGAGCAGCAGCAGCGCGGCCGAUGCCCACCCGCCGGCCCUCACCAACGGGGCGCCGACGCCACCAGCGGCCACCGCAGCAGCAGUGCCAGGCUCAGCAGUGCCAGGCCCGGUGGUGGUGGCGACGGUGGCAGCGCCAACGGUGGUAGUAGCAGCGGCAGCCCCAGCGGUGAAGGCAGCGGAGGGACAGGCCUCCUCGGAGCAGACGCAGGAACAGGAGCAGAGCGAGGAGGCGAAGAAGAAGAAGAAGAAGACGACGACGGAGAGAGAGGAGGGGGAGACAGCGGCGGGGGCGAGCGCAGAGGCAGCGGGAGGAGCAUCAGGAGGAGCAGCAGGAGCGGGAGGAGGAGCGACAGGAGCGACAGGAGCACCUGAGACCGGAGAGACACAGAGAGAGGGCGGAGGAGAGGACAGAGCGGAGGAGAGUGGAGCAGAGGAGGCAGCAGGGGCUACUGGAGGGGCCUCACCGGGCCCCCGCGCUGAAGCCUCCACUGCACAGGUGCAGAAGGGAGAGGAGAAAACAGAAGAGGCAUCAGAGAACAGACCCACAGAGGCAGAGACCUCAGAAGAACCAAGGGGAAGUGAUGCAACAGAGGCCACGCCGUCGACCAAUAACGUCGCCGAGGAAGGAGGGGCCACCGCUUCCAGCCAAUCGGGACAGGCUAACGAGGAGGAGGGGGAGGAGGGAGAGGAGGUGUGGCAGAGGAGGAGGAGCCUACAGGCGUCUGCGAAUGCCAGUCAGGAGGAAGCGGCGCGGUCCAACGAGGCAAGCGGGCCCGCCGCCGAAUCAGGACAGGUUGCCAUGGAAACAGAUGGAGGGUUAGCCGGGGCCCAGGUGAAUGGUCAUCAGGGUGUCCGCUCCCUCCCCUCGGUGAGACACGAGAUCAGCCGCUACCAAAGAGUGGACGAGCCCCUGCCUCCUAACUGGGAGGCGCGUAUAGACAGCCACGGGCGCAUCUUCUACGUGGACCAUGUGAACCGCACCACCACGUGGCAGAGGCCCACCGCUCCCCCCGCCCCUCAGGUGCUGCAGCGCUCCAACUCCAUCCAGCAGAUGGAGCAGCUCAACCGCAGGUACCAGAGUAUCCGCCGCACCAUGACCAAUGAGAGGACAGACGAGCAGGCGGCAGAGAUGCCCCCAGAGGACAGCGAUCUCAUGCACCACGCAAUACCUGAGUACCGGAGGGACAGUGUGGUGCCCCCCUCCAGCUCCCGUUCACGUCUCUCUCUGCUACUGCAGUCCCCCAGCGCCAAGUUCCUCACCAGCCCCGACUUCUUUGCUGUGCUGCAUUCCAACCCCAGUGCCUACCGCCUGUUUACAAGUAACACCUGCCUGAAGCACAUGAUCAGUAAGGUGCGUCGGGACACGCACAACUUUGAGCGCUACCAGCACAACCGCGACCUGGUCACCUUCCUCAACCUGUUUGCCAACAAGCAGCUGGAGCUCCCCCGCGGCUGGGAGAUGAAGCACGACCACACUGGAAAGCCUUUCUUUGUGGACCAUAACUGCCGCUCCACCACCUUCAUCGACCCCCGUCUGCCCCUGCAGAGCGCCCGGCCCAGUAGCCUGCUGGCCCACCGCCAGCACCUGAGCCGCCAGCGCAGCCACAGCGCCGGGGAGGUGAGCACCCGACGCAUGGUGGGAGAUGACCCACGGCACGGUGGACCCCCGGUUCUGCCUCGGCCCUCCAACACAUUCAACAACCGGAACCAAUGCCAGGACGUGGUGCCCACAGCCUACAAUGACAAGAUUGUGGCGUUUCUACGGCAACCCAGCAUCUUCGAUAUCCUGCAGGAGAGACAGCCGGAGCUCAUCAGAAAUCACUCACUCAGGGAGAAGGUGCAGUUUAUCCGUAAUGAAGGAGCGUCUGGUCUGGCUCGUCUUUCCAGCGAUGCUGACCUCGUCAUUCUGCUAAGUCUGUUUGAAGAGGAAGUGAUGUCGUACGUGCCGCCCCAUGCCUUACUGCACCCCAGCUACUGCCAAUCACCGCGAGGCUCGCCAGUCUCCUCCCCCCAAAACUCUCCCGGCACACAACGAGCGAACGCACGCGCCCCGGCUCCAUACAAACGCGAUUUCGAGGCCAAGCUGAGGAAUUUCUAUCGCAAAUUAGAGACGAAAGGUUAUGGACAGGGACCAGGGAAGGUUAAGUUGAUCAUACGCAGAGACCAUCUUUUGGAAGAUGCCUUCAACCAGAUCAUGUGCUACUCCCGUAAGGACCUGCAGAGGAGCAAGCUCUAUGUCAGCUUUGUGGGGGAGGAGGGGUUGGACUACAGCGGCCCGUCGAGAGAGUUCUUCUUCCUGGUGUCCCGCGAGCUGUUUAAUCCGUACUACGGGCUGUUCGAGUACUCAGCCAACGACACCUACACCGUGCAGAUAAGCCCCAUGUCCGCCUUUGUGGAUAACCAUCACGAAUGGUUCCGGUUUAGCGGGCGGAUCCUGGGCCUGGCCCUGAUCCAUCAGUACCUGCUGGACGCCUUCUUCACCCGGCCCUUCUACAAGGGACUCCUGCGCAUCCCUUGUGAUUUGAGUGAUCUGGAGUACCUGGACGAGGAGUUUCACCAGAGUCUGCAGUGGAUGAAGGAUAACGACAUCGAGGAUAUUCUGGACCUCACCUUCACUGUCAACGAGGAAGUCUUUGGCCAGAUCACGGAGCGUGAGUUGAAGCCGGGCGGCGCGAACAUCCCCGUGUGUGAGAAGAACAAGAAGGAGUACAUUGAGCGCAUGGUGAAGUGGCGCAUCGAGAGAGGCGUGGUACAGCAGACGGAGAGCCUGGUCCGCGGCUUCUACGAGGUGGUAGAUGCACGACUGGUUUCAGUAUUUGACGCCCGGGAGCUGGAGCUGGUGAUUGCUGGCACAGCAGAGAUUGAUCUGGCAGACUGGAGAAAUAACACGGAGUAUAGAGGAGGUUACCAUGACAACCACAUAGUGAUCCGCUGGUUCUGGGCCGCCGUCGAGAGAUUCAACAACGAGCAAAGACUCCGACUGCUGCAGUUUGUGACGGGCACCUCCAGUAUCCCCUACGAAGGCUUCGCUUCCCUCCGGGGCAGCAACGGCCCGCGACGCUUCUGCGUGGAGAAGUGGGGGAAGAUCACCUCUCUACCCAGAGCUCACACCUGUUUCAACCGGCUGGAUCUGCCGCCCUACCCCUCGUUCUCCAUGCUGUACGAGAAGAUGCUGACGGCCGUGGAGGAGACCAGCACCUUCGGCCUGGAGUGACCUCUCACCCACGACCCCGCGAACUCCCCGCUGGCCCGCUCCAGACUGCUGCUCGACCUCCACGACCCUGGGCCCCGGGCCCUGCCACUCUCCCUCUCCCUGUCCCUUUCCAAAGGUCUACAAGUGAAAGGACUCUACGUCAGGGGCCUGUUCACUGACCCACAGCUAGACUCAAAGGCCAUUGGAGCACGUUCAAAAAAAAAAAAAAAAAAACACGCCAUCAGGUAACACAGCCUCUCACACACACACACACACACACACACACACAUCCUCACUGUAGAGAAGUUUACGAUUACAAGACACUCACACAGAGAGACACUUCUGUGCACACACACACACACACUCACACACACACACACACUCACAUGCGCCCCACACAUCAUCACCCCUUCUCCAACCUUGUGCCUGGAGGGAAAUGGUGGACAGAUUUGAGCUCCUUUAAAACAAACAGGGUUUAAGGACCUAAAUGUUCUAGAGCCUCAAGAGAACCCCCUCUUGUAUGCUGGACUCCCACCGGGGAACCGGGAGUGGAACCGAUCACAGAUAGGAAGGAACAAAGGUUGGUGUGUGACGCCUUGUUUCUUGAAAAUGUCACCAAGGAAUGGGCGAAAGGGAACUUGAAGAAGAGGUGAACGUCACUACAGGAAGAAGGAAGUCCCUGAAGGAAGAGAGACUUUUUCAAACUGAAGGGGGAAAGCUUCAUCCCCAGUCUGUAAACCUUGUGAAGGUGUAUGAAGGUGUGCGCCAACGAGAGAUGUGGUGUGAUAACCCUCCCACGGGGAAGCUUGGACGGAGCUCUUCUGUCUUUCUAUACGAACCAAACUUUUUUUUUGUACCAAAACACGACAAUAUCAUCAUGUGAAUGUACAGCGAGAUAUUGUGUCACUCGAUCACAGCUUUUCUUGUAGUGGCUUUUUGCUUACCUGGGGAAAAAGGACUUCAGUGAGACCAAAACAACCGGACUUUAAUAUCUGGUGUAGGCACCUCAUUUUUGACAUUUUCACACUCAGCCUCCCUUAGUUCUUGAUGUAAUGCUGGCUUUUUCACCAUUAUAUUAUUAAUAUGUUAUGUUAUUUUAAACAUGGUCAGUAUCUACAUAGUUUUACUUUGUGAAUGAUGUUUCUUUGAGUUAAUCGUUUUAUUUUCUUUAUUUUAUUUUGCUGGUAGAUUUGAGUGUCUGCAAUGCAGAAUGUGUCAUGGUCUAUCAGGUUUUGGAGAACGUUGUUGAAGUUCCACACUAAUGCACAUUUGUUUAUAAUAGGAGCACAGGGCACCAUGCUACACACACACAUUACGCACAUCUGUGUACCAAACCACAAACGCAUGGAAACCUAGAAUGAACGUGUAUGUCAUUGGAAAAACAUGACUGAUGCAAGGCUCGUCUGGAGGGAAACCUGCUCUCUGACAGAUUGAAGAGUCAACACACACACACACACACACACACACACACACACACACACACACACACACACACACACACACACGCACACACUGUGUCUUUGCAUUUCAGUCUCAAUAUCCAAAACAAUGUAGAAGAUUUCAUCUACAGUGACUUUCAGAUAUCAUUCUUCAGAUCUCUGAUGGGCGAUAAGGAGCACAGAAGAAACACUAGAUCAAACAGGGGGGCUUCCACAGUCAUUACAGGGGUUAUCAUAUCUGGGAGCACGUUCUCUCAUUUACACAAUAUAACAGUCUCACCUCACCUCAGAGUAUUACAGUGCAGACAUUUGAUCCAACUUCACCAUUAGUUAUGUUAGGCCUGGAAUGUGACUGUCAUUUAUGUUAAAUGAAGGACACACCUUAUAUUUGUUCUCUUUGUUUUUCUCAAAUCCGUUUCCUCAGUUGUCAUGUACACACACGUCCUGAUGAUCACAUCUAAUGGGAACAUCAUUCCCAUCAAUGUGUAUCAAACACAUUCAUCUCCUUGGAUACACCAUAUCUGUUACACCUGGGCAUGCUCACCUGUGCCUACACUCUUGGGGGGGAGGGGAAGAAUUCCAUCUAGAAUGCUUCAGGGUUGGUCAAGCCUUUGAGAGUUCUUCAGAUUACCAGCUUGGGGGGCUAACUAUCAGGCAUGAUUAACAGGCUACAUACUGCAGUCUUUUUUAGCAUAGACUUCUUUGUGUAGAUGAAGCUGUUUUUAGAACAGAACCCCUUGAACUCAUGUUCUUUUUUUCCCAGGAGUGUAGAGUCAACAAAUAACAUGUUACUUUGAGGUCUCCAGAUAUCUGGAAUGUUACCGUGUCACUUUUGUAACAAGUUUGUCAGAAUGUAAGAGAAGUAGAAGUAAUGUCACGCUCCGCAAUGUUGGCAAAAGGCCGGUGUGUAAGCUCAUGUGGCCUAAGUUUACUUAGUAAAGCAUUUGCGUUUGAUAACUCUCUUUCCCACUCUCUCUACUCUCUCUUUCGCUCUCUGUCUCUCCCUUUCUUUCUGUCUUUUUUUCUCUCUCUCUCUCUCGCUCUCAUUUUUCUGUCCGCAAUGCCUGUGUAGAUGUUGCACUGAAUGUACCAAAGGCAUCAGGCUGACUAGGACUACCCCUUAGUCAUAUCUUCAAUACACUCUGCUUUUUUUUAUCCUCACCACCAAACAAUUACGAGCUAUAAGCUAGACAAUACCCAGGUCUCACAGGCAUUGACGGCUGGUGCAGUAGACUACGCUAUGCUCCUAAAAAACAGAUGAGCUCAGAGACAUUGGGGCUGUGCAAUAGGGCCCUUGUGGGAAUCCUUGUAGUCUAUUUGGACGUUGUGAACUCAUCCAAAAACAUUGUUUUAUUGACGACGACUUUGUACAUUGAACCAGUUGAAAAUUUUGAAUGAUUAAAAACCUAUUUGUAACUUCUAACCACAUACAUUUAGUUCCAUCAGAGGUGGUUAAUUGAUUCUGAAUUUGUUUGUAUGGAUAAACAGUGAUUGGGGCCAUGCAGACACAGUCAAUUUUGUGAAUGAUAGUUUUCUGCACCCAUGUAACCUUUUUCUAAAUAUUGCCACCUUUAUGUAUUUAUUUUGUACUGGGACGUAGUAGUCCUUGACACCCCGUUAUGUGAUUGGAUGGCCUCUGUGUCUCCAGUUCCUGCCACUCUUCUGAUUGGGCCUGGGUGACGCCUGUCAGUGCACAUGCUCCACUCUAUGCAAGGCUGUUUCUCCUCAUGUCACCACUGAUUGUAUAAAAUAUGAAAACUG